CAAACUUUAUGGUUCGUCGAUUUUCGCCCCCUCACUUGGAGAGCACUGCUGUAUCAGGUGGAACAAAUACCAGGUUUCAUCCGACAGACGAAGAGCUUGUCGGAUUCUAUCUCAAACGGAAGAUCGAAAAAAGACCUAUUCGUAUCGAACUUAUUAAGCAGGCUGAUAUUUACAAGUAUGACCCAUGGGAUCUUCCAAAAUCGAGUGACGUAGGGGACGACAAGGAGUGGUACUUCUUCUGCAAACGAGGAAGAAAAUACAGGAACAGCACACGACCCAAUAGGGUUACGGGUACGGGUUCGGGUUUCUGGAAAGCCACCGGAAUCGACAAACCUGUAUACUCCGGCGCCGGAGACAAGUGUAUUAUUGGCCUGAAAAAAUCCCUCGUGUACUACCGUGGAAGCGCCGGGAAAGGGACCAAGACCGACUGGAUGAUGCACGAGUUCCGCCUUCCGGCGAGCCACGACGGCAAAACCAUCACCAAAAACGGUGUCACUAAAAACUUUGCUCAAGAAGCUGAAGUUUGGACCUUAUGCCGAAUAUUAAAGAGGAACGUUACUUACAAGAAUUGUGCACAAGAUUGGAGAGAAGUUGCUGCAAAUAAAAACACAAUAAUCAAUAAUAAUAAUAAUAAUAAUAAUAAUAAUAAUAAUAUUCCAAUAAUUAAUUCAAAUUACUCCAAAGCAUGCAACAACAAUGUAUAUUAUUCUAAUCAGAACAGUCAAAUAAGUUACAAUAUUAUAAAUUUCAAUGCUCAAAUAAAUAAUAAUAAUUAUUAUAAUUACAAUAUUCCAAAUAAUUAUCAACAACGUGAUUUUCCAGGCCGUAAUUUCCUUUCGUCAACUUCGUCGCUUUCGAGCUCUGUAGAUAUAAUUAGUGACGAAUUUCUAAGGCGUGCCGAUUGGGAAGAUCUUCGAUCCGUUGUAGACUGUGCUGCUGCGCUAAGCCCAUACAUAACUAAAAAUUGCAAUUCGGUGUAAAUAUUUUGUUUACGUAUUUUAAUUUGAAUUUUUUUUUUCUUUCAUACAUGCAUUGGAUAAACUCUGCUUUCGUGUACUAGUUCGCAAAGUUUAUAAUAUAUAGAAGAAAUUAUUAUUA
This is a messenger RNA of Erythranthe guttata (spotted monkey flower), 1098 nucleotides long. Its product is annotated as NAC (No Apical Meristem) domain transcriptional regulator superfamily protein. The record is from RefSeq and is a predicted model, not a curated record. NCBI's taxonomy places the organism in Eukaryota, Viridiplantae, Streptophyta, Magnoliopsida, Lamiales, Phrymaceae. Gene Ontology annotation, molecular function: DNA binding. Gene Ontology annotation, biological process: regulation of DNA-templated transcription.